This is a messenger RNA of Branchiostoma floridae (Florida lancelet), 2122 nucleotides long. RefSeq lists its product as uncharacterized. Lineage: Eukaryota; Metazoa; Chordata; Leptocardii; Amphioxiformes; Branchiostomatidae. Bases 875 to 1462 code for a protein of 195 amino acids. The record is from RefSeq and is a predicted model, not a curated record. The transcript has 2 exons.
AACCUUCAAAUACUUUGCAGAAGCCCACUAUAGGCCAGACAUCAUGGGGUCUAACUAAACAAAUUGUACUGGUGUCACCUUGUUGGGACACAACCACAUUUCACAUUUAGCUGUGGGGGUUUUAUCAACAUGACCACAUAAAAUCACAAACAGUUCUUACUACUUGUACCUCAUGUCUUUUCCAUCUCCCUAUAUAAAACUACACCCUCCACUCAUGUUUGGUAUCUAAUGACCUUUAUACAAUGGGGACAAGUAAAUUGGUUCCAUGUGGUUCCACUUGGAAUCUCCCAGUGACAAGUCACCCUGCUAACCCAGGAGUAAAGUCCCUAGUACUGUAGAUACCUUUACAUUUGCCAUACUUUAAUUUCUUUGUAGGGAGAAAAUGGGGUGUUUGUGGUGAUUUUAGGUUUGGGGUAUUAUGCUAUAUUCACAUACUGUACACUAAUGAAACUGCUGGUUUUAUAUUCGCGGUGAAUCAGUCACUGCAAAAGGCCGUGAACAUAGAAACUGCAGUGAAAAUUUGAAGAACUACAGUAAGUUGGCUGGCUGAGACAUUCAGUCCAAGUGGCUGGGUGCAGAGUGUGCAAGUGUAGGCUCCUUCCCAGUCUGCUUUCCUGAACAGUUUAUUCAAUGCCAUCAGGGACUCAACAAGGUUCACAGUCUCCUGGCCGGGUAAACCUGAGGAUUUUUGAUGGACUGAGCCAGACUCUGGCAGGGCAGUCUCACUAUAAACAGCAGGACUUCCCAAUUCUCUGCGGCCCAGACAACCACAGCUGCCAUCUAUCAACACUAGAGGGACCCUGUCCAACUCAAGUUGAUCGCCUUUCCUGCAUUUUGAGUUUCCAUCUCUGCGGGCCGGUCAGCUGUGGCAAAGAUGGCCUUUACCUUGGUGCUGUGUGUAGUUUUCUUCAUCCACGUGUGUUCGGCACAGCCUGAACUUCAACUCCCUUCUACACCGUGCAACGCCAGCCUUCUAGAGUGGGGUCAUGCUGAAUGUGCCAUAGACCCAGACUGUAUCUACAGACUAACACCGCCAAGGAUUGAGCUGGAGAACACCCCUGCAAACUACAAGUUGCUACAGGCCGACCGGGAACUGAAGAGGCUCCAGAGGCUGAUCAGUCAGCUGAAGGUGACCUUGAUUCAGUCAGGUGUGCUGGAUUUUCAGCUGUUCCCGCUUAUCCGAAGCACUGAGAUCAACAUGAAGGUCGCCAGGAAGUCAAUGUCCGAUGCUAUUGGGGGUAACAGGAAGCUAGAGUACACGUCAGAGCAUGCAGCGAAGACCGUAGAGGAGACAGCAGAGAUCGAGUUCCAGGAGAUGCAGGGGAUGGUGGAGGACCUGCUCAUCUGGUGUAACGUCUGUCCCAAGGACGAGAACAAGGACAGGGUGGACGACGAACUCGGCACGCUCAUCUACGCCGAACCCUCACAAUGGGUCGAGAGCGUGCUGGACUCUCUCUUGUAGGCUCUUGCUGUCAUGAACGCUACUGAUUGGUGCUACAUUGCAUUUUGUAUGUGUAGUAACUGGUGAAAGGAAAAGCAUCACACUUCAGCGAAGUAUGGCUGCUUUAUCAUUUAUGGCUAUGUCAGGUCACCUGUGUACUUUUAUCUCUCUCAUUGUUGGGGUCAUGGGCACUACUUAUUGGGAACACAUUGUAUUGAUGUUGUGGUAUACUACAAAUGUACAUUUAUGUAUAUUGGUAUCAGGACAGUUUGGCUCCUCGCCAAUCAGGACAAAUCAGCACAAGGUCUAGGACAACUUGGGUUGGGUUAUGGUUAAAGGGUUGAGUUAGGAUAAGACAGUCUAUGGCGAAACAUCUACAAAUGCCAUGUGCCGAAUUCCAGAUUGGCUGGGGGCCAAACUGUACAGAUGCCGAAACCUCUGACAUUCAAAUUGUGCUACUUGUAAAUGUGAACAUCCUUAAUUUUGCCUAAAUAAUACUUUUUUUCCUAUUGCUACUGUUAAUAUAUAUUGUUAAACUACUUACAUUUUAGGCUAAAGAUGAUGUGCUGGAUGUACAGGGUUGUUUUCCUUGAUGUAUUAUGAUGAUCAAGAAGCUCUUUUGGCCAACAUUUGGCUGAUCCUUGAAAAUUCACUUUAAAUUUUAGCUAAAACUACUGGUAA